GCGGAAAAAAUUUGAAGGAAUUGCAAAAAGGGCUGGUUGUACCAUAUUGAAUGGCUGGAUUCAAUCCAUAUACAACCACCUCUACUUCAGCGUUGCAAUGUCCGAGGGUGAUGUGGCUCUUCGGAUCAGCAUGUGGAAGAGCCUGACAAGACACAUUGUGAACCUGCACACUGGUCAUGAGGGGCCAUAUCACCGGUGCCUGCACGAAGAGCUGUCUCACAAGGACUGGCUUGACGCUGGGAGUGAAGUGUACAAGAAACUCUGUGGAACGGUUUUGAAUACUCGUCUGCUCAAAGACAUUGAGCAACUGUCCGCAGAUGUGCAGACAUCAUGUUUGGAGGCUUUCCAUUCAUUGAUGAUCCGUUUCGCCCCGAAGUCGGUUGCAUAUUCACCAGCCUUGAUGUCUGCUAGAACCAUGCUUGCAGUCCUGCACCACAAUGCAAACACUACACGUCAGCAAGCUUGUGGCAGUGACGGCAAGCCUUUAUUCAAACGGAAGCUGAGGACAGAUCCUGUACCUCCGCCCAUGACUGCAGCGUAUGCACGCUUGCCCAAGGGAACACUUGUGUCUAGGCGCAUGCUGCGUUUAAAGAGCUAG
This is a messenger RNA of Rhipicephalus sanguineus (brown dog tick), 598 nucleotides long. RefSeq lists its product as uncharacterized. NCBI's taxonomy places the organism in Eukaryota, Metazoa, Arthropoda, Arachnida, Ixodida, Ixodidae. Bases 98 to 598 code for a protein of 166 amino acids. The record is from RefSeq and is a predicted model, not a curated record. The transcript has 4 exons.